CUCGUGCUAUUAGCUAUCAGUUUCGAGUGAAACGUGCACGGACAAGGCGAACUGAAUCAGCUGCUCGAGAUGAUCUUGCUAUUAUUAGUGACUGGAUUUUGUGUGGCGCUGACCGGCAGUCAUGCACUGCCUAGACGUGAAGCCGAACAUCGCAUGCAUCCAACUUAUACAAUGAUGGCUGGCGUAAAGGAGAGGCGCGUCAAGCGUGCCAUGCCCCAGAUUAUUUUUUCCGCACAGCGACAAGACGAGCAGCAUGCCGAGUACUGGCGCGGCCUUGCUCAACAAAUACUCAGCCAGCAAUUGGAUAGCAAGCUGAAGCUAAACACACAGCUGGCCAAGAAUGUGAUGCUCUUCAUGGGCGAUGGCAUGUCCAUACCGACUAUAACAGCGGGUCGCGUCUAUCUCGGCGGCGAAGAGAAGCAAUUUUCCUUCGAACAGUUUCCCUAUGUCGGCCUCAGUAAAACCUAUUGCGCCAACAUGCAGGUAGCCGACUCCGCCUGCACUGCCACCGCCUAUCUGAGUGGAGUCAAGGCCAACUACGGCACUGUGGGCGUAACGGCAGCUGUAACCAUGAAGGAUUGUCUGGCGCAAGCUGAGUCACAGCAUCAUGUAAACUCUCUGGCUGCCUGGGCUCAAGCACAGGGCAUGGCUACGGGUCUCAUAACAACAACAUCAGUUACGCACGCCUCGCCAGCGGGCGUUUACGCUCACAGCGCCAAUCGUAAUUGGGAAAGCGAUGCGGAUGUAGUGGCGGACAAUGCUGAUCCGCUAAUCUGUACGGAUAUUGCCUCCCAACUGAUUCACGGACAAGUUGGUAGUAAACUAAACGUUAUACUAGGAGGCGGGCGCGAGAACUUUUUGCCCGUUGGAACUAAGGAUGAGACCGGAGCAGCUGGCCGCCGUAUGGAUGGGCGGAAUCUCAUAGAGGAGUGGAAACGCCAACAUACGAACAGCGCGCACUAUGUGCACACACGACGCCAAUUGUUGGAACUCUCCAAUCAAACAUCGCGAGUGUUGGGCUUGUUUGCGCCCUACCACAUGCCUUACCAUGUAGAUGCUAACCCUGAGGAGCAGCCAACGCUAGAAGAGAUGGUGCAGGCAGCACUGAGUAUACUGGAGCGACAAAGUGCCGGUCGAGGUUACUUUUUGUUCGUUGAGGGCGGCCGCAUCGAUCAUGGGCAUCAUGAUACCUUAGCUCUACGCGCUAUAGAUGAAACUGCCGAGUUUGACAAGUCGGUGCGCUGGGCGCGCUCACAGACCAGCGAGCAAGACACUUUGAUUGUCGUUACAUCGGAUCACUCGCACACUAUGUCCUUGGCUGGCUAUUCUAGCCGCAAAAAUGACAUAUUUGGCAUCAAUGAUGGUCAACUGGCUGACGAUGCUUUACCCUAUGCUACUUUAUCAUACGCCAACGGCCCUGGCUAUAAUUCCAACUUUCUGAAGGAAGGUGGCGCUGUCAAGCGAAAGAAUCUGCGUGCCAUUAACAUGAAAAACAAGGAUUUCAUGUUUCCUUCCACAGUGCCAUUGGAGUCCGAAACUCAUGGCGGCGACGACGUAGCUGUGUUUGCCAGCGGACCAUAUUCUCAACUCUUCACUGGCGUCUAUGAACAGAACUUUAUACCUCAUGCUAUGGCCUAUGCCUCAUGUCUAAGCGAUAAACGUAGCAUGUGCUCAGAUCUCGGAAUUGAGAGACAGCCACGUUAAAGCCGCAUUAUAAGGGGUCGAUAGAUUAAUGCAAAGUUAACAGUAAUUAUUGUAAUUAGGUAAUUUAUAAAAAAAAAAAUUA
Messenger RNA from Drosophila busckii, 1786 nucleotides. Its product is annotated as alkaline phosphatase. NCBI's taxonomy places the organism in Eukaryota, Metazoa, Arthropoda, Insecta, Diptera, Drosophilidae. Gene Ontology annotation, molecular function: alkaline phosphatase activity. Bases 70 to 1704 code for a protein of 544 amino acids. The record is from RefSeq and is a predicted model, not a curated record. The transcript has 2 exons. Gene Ontology annotation, biological process: dephosphorylation.